Messenger RNA from Propithecus coquereli (Coquerel's sifaka), 1730 nucleotides. RefSeq names its product DnaJ (Hsp40) homolog, subfamily C, member 27 (gene DNAJC27). Gene Ontology annotation, molecular function: GTP binding; GTPase activity. Lineage: Eukaryota; Metazoa; Chordata; Mammalia; Primates; Indriidae. Bases 4 to 825 code for a protein of 273 amino acids. The transcript is spliced from 7 exons. The record is from RefSeq and is a predicted model, not a curated record.
GCAAUGGAGGCCAACAUGCCGAAGCGGAAGGAGCCUAGCAAGUCCCUGCGCAUCAAAGUCAUCUCCAUGGGCAACGCCGAAGUGGGAAAAAGCUGUAUUAUAAAGCGAUACUGCGAGAAGAGAUUUGUGUCUAAAUACCUGGCAACAAUUGGAAUUGACUAUGGAGUCACAAAGGUACAAGUCAGAGACAGAGAAAUCAAAGUUAACAUCUUUGAUAUGGCUGGACAUCCCUUCUUCUACGAGGUCCGUAAUGAGUUUUACAAGGACACACAGGGUGUGAUACUGGUCUACGAUGUUGGGCAGAAAGACUCCUUUGAUGCUCUUGAUGCAUGGCUAGCAGAAAUGAAGCAAGAGCUUGGACCUCAUGGAAACAUGGAAAAUAUUAUAUUUGUAGUGUGUGCCAACAAGAUUGACUGUACCAAGCACCGCUGUGUAGAUGAAAGUGAAGGGCGUCUUUGGGCUGAAAGCAAAGGGUUCCUGUACUUUGAAACUUCAGCACAAACUGGAGAAGGAAUCAAUGAGAUGUUCCAGACCUUUUAUGUAUCCAUAGUUGAUUUAUGUGAAAAUGGCGGGAAACGUCCUAUCGCAAAUAGCAGUGCUAGUUUCACCAAAGAACAAGCAGACACCAUUCGCAGAAUUCGAAAUAGUAAAGAUAGUUGGGACAUGCUGGGUGUCAAACCUGGGGCCUCAAGGGAUGAAGUCAAUAAAGCGUAUCGAAAACUUGCUGUGCUUCUUCACCCCGACAAAUGUGUAGCACCUGGAAGUGAAGAUGCCUUCAAAGCAGUUGUGAAUGCCCGGACAGCCCUGCUGAAAAACAUCAAGUAGAAAGUAGAGGAAAAGAAAGAAGUGUGAGACUGGAGUGCAAGCAGACUCUCCCUAAAGGCGAAGUAGCCAACAUGGAGUUUUCCUUCACGUAAACUCAGUGCUCUUUCACUCAUGUGUUGUCAUUUGUAAAUCAGUAUUUCAGGUGCCUGUUCCCAUUUCAUGGACGUCUUACCGAGAUGACUUGCCUUUGUAUGAAGUGAAGAGAACCAAGAGUCUCUUGUACACUAUACUUAAUUUCAUAUUUCUAGAUCAUCUGAAUUUUUUUCUCAUUCAUUUGUAAGCUUGUAAUUUAUAGCAUCCGUUAGGCAUUUCACCUGGGAGAGUCCCCAAGGUUUCUGGACGGAGGGUGGAAGGACAGGAGGAACCUUUCACUUUUUUCUUUUUUAAAAAAUUCAUCAUCAGAGGAGGAAAUAACAAAAAAUGAAGCAGACAACAUCAGAACCACUGAAAGUUUGGUGUGACCUUAUAAGCAAGUUGCUCCUUUUGCAAUGAUUUCCUUAGGUGGUAUUUUAACCAUCAUCUAUGAUGAAUGAAUCUCAGCAGCCCUUUGGAAGUUGUGAAGUGAGGCGAUACAGUUCUGAAUUGAGUCUCUCUUUUAUGAGUCACUCUGUUCUCCUUCUCCAACCACCAGGGGGAGAGACAAGCCAGUCCUGAGAGAGGAAAGGCAGUGGCAGCCACAAAGUCUGGGUCCACUGGCUGCUGCUCAUCCUUGCCAGAGAAACGGUUGCUGGUAGCGGGAGCCAGCGCUGUGCCCCUGGGAAUGAGGAAUCGGGCCCUGGGAUGGAAGUACUUGCAGGUCACACCUGGAGGUUCCUAGCCCGGGGCAAGUCUGAUGCACCAGGAGAGUCCCUGUGGGAGGCUUACCGCUUUUCUUAUCCCUCCUCAUCUGCCGCAGGCAGGCGGCA